UCGACGGCGACGGUACGUACAUGCGCCCCAGCACCAGCAGCAGCACGAAGCAGCGGAGCACCGUCAGGUUCCGGCGGAGGGCCGGUCUACGUAACGGCGGCGGGAGGAGGAGGGUCUGGACCGACUCCCGCCCGCCACUGCUUCCAAUGCUGAGGCAACUGGUCCGAUCGGGCAAGCUCGCGGACGCGAGGUGCCUAUUCGACGCAACGCCGCACCGCGACGAGGUCGCCUACGCCACGCUCCUCGCGGGCUAUGCGGCCGCUGCCGACUUCCCCAGCGCGAUGGAGCUCUUCUCCCGCCUCCGCGCCUCCUCCCCACCCCACGCGGCAGCGGACCCGUUCGUCCUCAGCCCCGUCUUCAAGGCGUGCGCUUCCGCGGCCGCGGCCGCCGAUGCCGGGAUCCUCCGGCAUGCCGCGGCGCUGCACGCGUUCGCCGUCCGCUCAUCGGCCGUCUCCUCCGUGUUCGUCUCCACGGCGCUCGCGGACGCGUACGCCAAGGGCGGCCGCCUCGACCUGGCGCUCCAGGUGUUCGACGAAAUGCCGUGCAAGAACGUGGUCUCGUGGACCACGCUCGUCGCCUCGCUGGCGCGGGCCGGCCGCCGCCACGACGCGCUCCGCCGCUUCGCCGAGAUGCGGGCCUCCGGCGUGGCCUGCGACUCCCACGCCUACGCGGCCGCGCUCACGGCGUGCGCCGACGCGGGGCUGCUGCCGCGCGGGCGCGAGGUGCACGCGCUCUGCGCCAAGCUCGGACUCGACGCCACGCCCUACGUCGCCAACACGCUCGCUACGCUGUACGCGCGAUUCGGCGACGUGGACCGCGCGCUAGCCGCGGUCAGCCGCAUGGGCUCGCGCGACGUUGCCGCGUGGACAACACUGAUCGCCUCCUACGUCCAGACCGGCCGUGAAGAGGAAGCCAUCGAGGCGUUUGUCAGAAUGCUUCACGACGAGUCAUCAAAUUCUGCGGCACCCAAUGAGUACACUUUCUCUGCCGUUAUUGCUGCGUGUGCAAAUAUUGAACGUGUCUGUCUUGGAGAGCAGUUACAUGCACAAGCUGCACAGAGAGGGCUAUCUCAUUCCCGCUCUGUGGCGAAUUCCCUUGCCAAACUCUAUGCGCGCUGUGGCCGUCUUUCAGCUGCUCAUGAUGUGUUCCGGGGGAGUGUUGUCAAGGAUGUUGUCUCUUGGAGCGCAAUUAUAUCAGGAUAUGCACAGGAAGGCUUUGCAGAGGAGGCUUUUGCCUUGUUCUCAGAAAUGAGGCAUCAUAGCAGUUGCCCUCGGCCGAAUGAGUUUACUCUUGCCAGUCUCUUGAGUGUGUGUGCAAGUGCUGCAGCAAUGGAUGCCGGACGCCAGCUGCACGUACUCGCUGUGGCUGCUGGACUUGAACACCAUGCGAUGGUCAGGAGUUCGCUCAUUGACAUGUAUGGAAAGAGUGGUAGCAUGUCAGAUGCUGAUCUUGUAUUUUCCAACCGCACUAGCGAUGAUGUGAUCUCAUGGACUGCUAUGAUCGUUGGGCAUGCUGAGCAUGGUCACAGCAAAGAGGCACUUGAACUGUUUGAGGAAAUGUGCCGUGUCGGGCUAAAGCCAGACCAUGUUACAUUCAUGUGUACCUCCACUGCUUGCCUCUUCAUGCAGGGGAGUUGAGCUUGGAUUGAAAUACCUCAAUGCAAUGAGCAAAAGGUAUGGAGUUGAACCUUCAAAGGAGCAUUAUGGUUGUGUUGUUGAUUUGUUGGGCAGAGCUGGUAGAAUACAUGAGGCUGAGGAGUUGAUUGGAAGAAUUGCUGCCAAUGAAAGAGAUGGUGUGGUUUGGACAUCUUUGCUUAGGGCAUGUGCAGCUCGAGGUGCAGAGGAAACUGGAAAGAAAGCUGCCGAGAGGGUAUUGCAGGCAGAGCCAUGGGGUUCAGGAGCACAUGUGGUAAUGGCAAACCUCUAUGCCAGCAAAGGGCAGUGGCGUGAGGCAGCCCAGGAACGCCAUUUGAUGAAGCAGAAAGGUGUUGUAAAAGGGGCAGGUUGGUCAUCUGUCGAAGUUGGAGGGGAGGACAGAGGGGUCGGAGUGUUUGUUUCAGGAGACCGGACAAAUCCCCAGGACAAUGCCAUCUAUCUAAUGCUUGACUUGAUGUACUACGGAGCUGGAAUGGUUCGCCAUAUCCCUGAUCAGUUGCAUUUAGGAUCUGAAGUGGAGCUAACAGUUAACUGAGUAAUCCUGAAAGAAUCAGUUACUGCAAGGGAGAAGUUUACAAGUGUCCUUACCAUGAUGUAACAUCCCAUUUACAGGACAUAUAAGGUUUGGUCAUUUCAUUUCUUUUGUGCUACUGCUUUGUGGGAAAUCUGAAUACUAAUGCUGGAUCUGGAUACAUGCCUUGAUAAGGUGGCUGCAACAUUUAGCAUUUCAGACAUGCAGGGUGCUGUGGUGCACUGAAUUCCAGUCCAAUCAAGUAUUCUAAAAAAGGAAUUAUAUUCCAAUCAAACUAAAGCAGCUGUGGUGCAUUGAUUUCUGCAUCAGACUCGUAUUAGUCUACUAAACUGAUGUAACAUUGGUGCAUUGCCCAGUGGCUCCGAGAGAAGCAUGAAUGUGACUAGCUGCCUGUUGAACUUUUUUACAGAAAAAGCAUCCUGGUUGUUCAGGUUGUAUUCAUCAUUCUUGUGAAGGGAGCCCGGCCACCACAUGGAAGGAAACUCACUUUCUUUCUUUCGUUUUCAAAAAAGGAGGCAAUUCACUUUCACAAUAACAUUUCCAUAUUCCGUGCUGCAGUGCUCUGUAAUUUGUAUAGAGAUGGUAAAUUGUUUCUUGACUGACUUGUUGAUUCCUUGGUCUAUGUUCUUGUAAAGGCUGAUAAUGUCAAUCCUCAUGCUACAAUAAUAGAGGGGUUACUUUUAUCCCUUGUGCCAA
This is a messenger RNA of Setaria italica (foxtail millet), 2883 nucleotides long. RefSeq names its product putative pentatricopeptide repeat-containing protein At3g47840. Gene Ontology annotation, biological process: RNA modification. The record is from RefSeq and is a predicted model, not a curated record. The transcript has a single exon. Lineage: Eukaryota; Viridiplantae; Streptophyta; Magnoliopsida; Poales; Poaceae. Gene Ontology annotation, molecular function: protein binding; RNA binding. Bases 21 to 1637 code for a protein of 538 amino acids.